GGAAUAGCGCGGAGCGGGGGAACAGUGAGAUGCUGUUUGCUCCUUCCUGGCUCCCAUAGUCUCUCUCUUUGAGCACCCAGUCCAUACUCGCGCUGAGGCAUCCUGCUAGUCUGAGGAGACCCCCAACACUCCACAAGUCACCACAACAUGUUUGCUUUUCCUCACUGCAUGAGGCGAGCAAGAUAUAGGGCAACAAGAGGAUUCACUCCUCCCAGACAGAGGGCCACAGGAGACCUUCACUACCCCCUGAGAGCAACAAGAGGACUUCACUCCCCCCAGAGCUCAGAGCCCAAUGAUGAGGACCCCACGGCACAGUUUCCCUUGGCUAAUCAUCCUAGUGCUGCUAACGAAACUGGUCUCUGUGCUCUGCUGCCCAACCAAAUGUAACUGCAACACUUCAGGAAUGCUGUGGUGCAUCAAGAUGGGACUGUCCGCCAUUCCUGAACACAUCCCUCCCGACACCUCCAGCAUCUAUGCCUUUGAGAACUCCAUUUCCACCCUGCACAAAGAGGAUUUUGCGGGCCUGCAGGAACUGAAGCUCCUGCACCUGUCUCACAAUAAAAUCACAAGGCUGCCUCAGGAGGUCUUCCAGCCUCUCAGUGUGCUCUCCAACCUGGACCUGUCAUCCAACCAGAUAACUGAGAUCACCAACAACACCUUCUCUGGGCUACAAGAAUUGAAACGAUUGUACCUGCAGCAAAACAAGAUCAAGACCAUUCACCCAGCAGCUUUCGACACACUAAUGAAGCUAGUCGAGCUCAAGCUGCAGGAUAACCUGCUCCAUCGUCUUCCUCCUCUUCAACUUCCUACUCUCCUCCUGUUGGAUCUCAGCAGAAAUAACAUCCCAUAUGCAGAACUCAGAAGCAUCCAGGCACCCGAGAUUGAAUCUUUAAAGUUGGCUGGUCUUGGUCUCAGUACCAUAGAUGAAGACAUGUUUAAGAGCAUGAGGAAUCUUCAGGAGCUGGAUCUGUCAGACAAUCAGCUGGUGACUGUGUCAGCCGCACUCCAGCACCUCAGCGAACUGACCUUUUUGAGUCUACGGGGAAACAACAAGAUCUCUCACUUGAAGGGUGAGGACUUCAAGCACAUUAGAAACCUUCAGAAACUGGACAUCAGUGGGUUGAGUCUCAGGACCAUUCCCGAGGGUUUCUUGGACCUCUUCCCCAACUUAAAGAGCCUCACAGCCGCCGAGAAUCCCUACAACUGUGUCUGCCAGCUCAGCUGGUUUGUCCAAUGGGUACGGGCGAACAAUGCUCUCCUCCAGAGGUGGGAGGAGACACGUUGCCACUUCCCACCAGUCAAUGCUGGCAAGCCACUCAACAGGUUAACACAUAAUGACUUUGGAUGUCCCACUACCAUCGUGCCCAUCAGUGCCACAAGCACCACACGGUCACCACCAACCACAGCUAAGAAACCAACAUUGGGUCACAAAGCCACACACCUGCCAGGACAACCAUUGUCCUUCAAUGGCGGAGCUACACUUGGAGCCAUCACUGAAAUAGAUCAACAACUGAGCACAAAGGGACAUCACUGCCUCUCCACAGAAUGCCUCAAUGGAGGCAUUUGUCAACUGGAUAAAUAUGGGCAACACACAUGCAUGUGUCGUGCUGGCUUCCAUGGACCACUCUGUGAGGAAGCAAAUGGUAUUCUUGAUCUCCAGGCUUCUCAGAAAAGCCUUGUGAACAUUAGUCAAAUAACCAGCACUUCAGUCACAUUAAACCUAGAAGGUUUCAAACUCUCCCCAAUUUACUACAAAGGGCUCCGGCUGACAUACAAGAAUUGGUCAGGCCUGGACCCCAGGCCAGUAUCACUCAACAUUCCAACGUCCCUGUCAACAUACAGGAUCCCAAGCUUGUGGCCCAACUCAACAUAUCAGAUCUGUGUUGGAGCUCUGGGAGAGGCCAGCACUAAAGAAGAGCCUUGCGUAGUCGUACAGACACUGCCGAUGACACAGUUGGCUCCGUUCACACAGGCGGAGGAUAGUAACCUGACUAGUGUGAUCUGGCCAGCAAUCACAGGCAUGUUCCUGGCUUUACUGCUGGCAGUUGUCAUCACUCUCUACUGCCGGAAAAAGCAAAAAAACUCUGCCCAGGGAGGAGAAUCACACGCUUAUGAUGUCGAAGGAUUCAAACCCAGUCUACAGGAGGGAAAUAUCUCGUCCAGCACUUGGAAAGAACAUGAAUGCCUUGCUCUGCAAAGUGAAGUGCCAUUAAUCCAAGAUCACCAAAGCAACAGUCCUAAAGCUUUGUGACCAUCCCUUCAUGGGGAUUAAUGUGGAUUUCCAAAGCCUAAUUGCAACUGUAAAACUUCAUUGCUUCAAUCAAAAAGUCCUUUCCUAUCGAGAGUGGAAUUGCACACAGCAGUCCUAUUUCAAUCUCUCCCAAGAAAAUCCAGUAGGUAUGAAGCCUAAUCAAUCUUGCCCAAGAUUUCCUUACCCUGUUCUGUACACUUCAAUCUGGGAUAUACUUAUGGCAUCCACAGAAUCCCUGUGAAACCCCACCAAAGGAGGAGAUCAAAUCUUCCAAAGCAUCGCUGUAAAUAUCACUAGUGCCACCUUCGUUAUUCAGACAGCUAUCUGCAUGUAUCAAUAUAUGACUUGCACGGCCAGAAUCUGAGUGGUUUAAAUGUGUGGAGUUCAUGGAUAAUGGUCCAGAGUUAACCACACCCCAUAAUGACUGUCGUCAUUCCCCAACAGCUCUACAACGCAAGGGAAGAGAGCCAGUGAUGGUCACACAUGCACUUGCCACUAACUGGCCCACCAUUAACUGCUGUAUAUUGCUGAGCCAAACUUAACCGAGCCAAGCACACAAUGUAUAUGACAAUAUUUGUAAGCAAAUAAAUAUUUUUCUAGAGAAGUGA
This is a messenger RNA of Carcharodon carcharias (great white shark), 2859 nucleotides long. RefSeq names its product vasorin-like. The transcript is spliced from 3 exons. Lineage: Eukaryota; Metazoa; Chordata; Chondrichthyes; Lamniformes; Lamnidae. The record is from RefSeq and is a predicted model, not a curated record. The coding region runs from base 293 to 2251 and encodes 652 amino acids. Gene Ontology annotation, molecular function: protein binding.